AAAAACCCACGACACCCCUCUCCCCUCCAUCCCCCUUCCUUCCCCCAAAGAGCUUAAUCCCUCCCAACCCUACCCAAAUCCUACACAAAAAUCUCUAAGUUCAGUUCCCACACAAAAAUCGUGCACAAAAAUAUGAGGUUUCAAGCCCACUUCUUCUACAGGUUUGGAGGUUCCUUCCAGAUCUCUUCCUGUGGAGGCAGGUUUAGAGGGGUUGAAUGGAGAGGACUUUCAGGUGAUGGGGAAGGGUGGAGAGGGAGGGAAGAGGGCUUUUAGGAAUGGGGUGGGGAUAGAUGAAGUGAAAAGGAGGAGGAUUGUAGCGAUGGAAGUAUCGAGAGUUGGUAGGAGGGAGAAGUCCUUGGGGGAUAGAGAGAUUAUAGGGGUAAUUAAGAAAGCAAUGGAGAGGUAUAAAGGUGAACUGUUGGAUUUGAAGAGAUUAGAGAAGGCAUCUCCAAAAGAAAGAUUUUCAGCGAAUAACAAAAUUCACUGUUGAUGCCAAAAGUCCCAGUUUCAUAACGGAUCCAAACAAAUUCAGUGAACAAAGUGCGGGAAAUAUCAGCAUAAGAUAUGCAUUAAGAAGAUGGUGAAUGUGGUCCCAUACAUAUGCUUCCACUGACAGUUUGCAGUUAUGGAUCUGUUCUGUAUCCCAAUUGAAACUAUCUUGAAGCCUGUGACGCUUGGAAUCAUUGAGAAUAAAAAUAUCAAAUUUGAGUUAUCUCCCUCCAUUAGUAAAUUAUUAGAAACUGGAAAGGAAAAGUUCCGGGUUGAACUCAGAGGACUCCAACUUUCAAACAACCCUUUCAAGAACUCAUGGCCAAACUACGGGAUGAUUAAUGUAGAUGGUCCUGCAUGGAAGAAGUAUCUAACGCUACCUGAAAUAGAGUUAUCAAGAAAAAGAAAAGAUUUCCCCUUUGAUUUGACAGAAUUUUCCUGCACUACUAAAAAGAGAUGUCAUGUUAUAAGCCUUAGGAAGGAUAGGACUCCAUCAAGGCAGCCUAAGAAUCACGAUGGUAACUGAUACAUUAUCGGAAUGUUCCUGUGUAGAAAUAUAACUAUAAACCAAGUGAUUAAAUACUAUAAAAAGUAUGAAGUUAGUAGCUUCUUUGAUACAAUGGAUAUGAUUGAAGACAGAUUAUUCCCAAAAGAUAAAGAAGAAGAUAUUUCUGUAGUAUCUGAAGGAGUAGAGAUUCCUCUAACAUGCCCUCUCACUCUAGGCUCUUUUUCAUUACCAGCUAGAGGAUAUAAAUGCACUCACAUAGAGUGUUUUGAUCUUGAGAAUUUCUUAAAAACGAACAUCCGGUUCAGAACUUUCAAAUGCCCGUUCUGCAAUAAACCUGCUAAUAUUCUCAAACUAGACUCCUUGGUACACUCCUUAAGCAAGUACAUCAAAACCCACCCAAAAUACCACGACGCACGCAGUGUAACCAUCUCUAAAUCCCUUAGGCUUAUGGUCGACCACAAAGCGACCUCUCUCACCAUCAACGGCUUAGUUGACUUUCACCUAAAAUCCCCCCUCUGGGAGCUCUCUCCAAGCCAUCUUGAGUCUCCACAAGCAGAGGUUCCCCGAACAAAAGUAGGAUUUAAGCAGGAAAUGGAGCCAAAUUCUGAAGAAGUUAUCUUAAUUGAGUAA
Messenger RNA from Moneuplotes crassus, 1627 nucleotides. The record is from the annotation of a GenBank genome assembly. Lineage: Eukaryota; Ciliophora; Spirotrichea; Euplotida; Euplotidae.